CAGUGCGUUCAGUGCCAAAUGAUCUCCUCCUCCUUCACUUCCCACAGCCAUAGGGCUCAUUCUGCCUCCCUUGACCAAGCGACUCAGACCUACACAUUUAAGAAAUAUUUUUUCUCUCUACUACAAUAGCGAUACUUUUUUAAAUACUAGAGAAGCACAGCUUUGUUUAACAAGAUGCUGCAAGUAAGAGGUUUUGGGAAUGAGAAAUCCCAGUUAAGGGAAUUAAACGUGCGCUUGGACCAGUACCUCUCCCGAGUGAGGCAACUGGAGAAAGAGAACCAGUUGCUGGUGGAAGAGAUCCACAAGUUGCGCUUCGAGUGUGGUGUAGAAUUGUCACAGGGGUAUCAAGAAGAGAUGCACCAGCUGCGCGGGCAGGUGGAGGAGCUGAGUGUGCAGAAGGGAGAGGCAGAGAUCCAAAGGGACAACCUGUGGCAGGAACUUCUGAACCUUAAGGAGCUGUAUGAGCAGGUAAGGGCCAUGAGGCUGAGGAUUGAGCAGCAAUUGGAUGCAUACAAGAAAGACCUGCAGAUGGCAAGGAACAGCCUGGCAGCCCUGGAAGAGUUGCAUACUCGUCUACAGCAGGAGUGUAUGGGACUCCAUUUGUCCCAUCAAGAAGAGCUAAAGGUUUUGAGGGAGCAGGCACUGCAGAUGCCCCUGCAUGUAGCUAUACAGGGAGCUGUACGUCCUAGCCUGAGCCUCCAAGAAGUUCAGAGCUUCUCUCUGGAGCUCUCUAGCUUUUGGGAAGAGACUUACCUAAUCUACCAGAAAAAGAUCAGGGAAAUGGAAGAGAUUCUAAGACUGGAUGAGGAGAGCAGAUAUGAAGCAGAUGAGGAGGUGAAGGCUCAGAGGAUGCAAAUUGCAGCACUACACAGAGAGUAUGAGGAGCUGCAGGCAAUCAGGAAUAAACUUGAGGAAGAGCUCCUUAGGAUGAAGGAAAAAUACCGACUAAAGGUGGAGGAAUAUCUGAUCAUCAUAGAAGAGCUGGAAAGUGAAAAAGAAACCAUUACAUUGACAAUUACAGAACGCCUUAAGGAUUGUCAGGAACUUAUGCAAGUGAAGACUGGACUAAAUUUGGAAGUAUCUGCAUACAGAGCCUUGUUGGAUUCAGAAAGCAAACAGGGAACAGUAAUCUGGACUGACUGGUCAUCAAGGAACAGACCUUUGGGUUCUGUAUCAUCAUCUACUUUUGAGCAAUCAGCCAGCAUCUCAGGUGUAAGAAAAGGAGAAGAAAGAAAAAUUCCAAUAACUAGAAUCACUGAGGAAAAAAGGAGAAAUGCAGGGACAUCCAACAUCCACCAGAUUUACACACAGCCUUUACCACAAACGUUCAUCAGAUCAAAUACCACAGAUGUAGGAAGGACAAAUAGUUCUCAUAUAUACUGUGCAAAAGAAAAUAUUACUCAUGAAAGAAAUCCCACAAUUUUUGGAAAAUAUGACCUUCACAAAAGCAGGGGAAUGCCACAGAGCAUAUAUCUCACACAACCUACAACAGUUACAAGACCAUAUGCCACAAAACUGCCCACAACAAGAACUCAAAAUAUAAAACAUGAGCAGGUGAGUGAAUCCACAAUCUUCAAAACAAUCCCUUCUGCAGAGGUCAGCAGAGGUCAAAUACAAAUUGUAGAUGAAACUCAAACUAGAUUAAAUGCAAGCAAGGGCUUAGACAACAACUUAGUUGAAGAAAGCAAAGUAAACAAAAGGUUUAUUGAAGUAGAAAAGCAUGUUUUCGAAAACAGAACCAGAGAUGCAGAAACAACAAAAAGAAUAGAAGAUACAGCAGGUCUUCUGAAAACAGAAAUACAAGGUGAUGCAAUUGAAGAGCCUAAUUUACAGGAGAUACCUAUCAAAAAGGAAAGGAAGAAAAGGGAACAGGCUAAAAAGCAGAGAGAAGAAGUAGACAAGGAAGAAGCAAGUGAAAUAAAUGUAGUGACAAGAGAAAAGUUAGAACUAUUUGAAUCUGCCCUUAAAGAGACACAUACUGGAGUCAGAGAAGAUACACCUAAUGAUGCGGUUGGACUGACUAUACCUAUAAUACUAGACAUAAGCAAAAAAAAUGAGGGAUCCAAGAAAGGACCUAAAGAAAGCACAGGGAAAACAGAAAGUGAUAUAAUAAAUGAAGAAACAUAUCUGAAUGAAGAAGCUAUGCUUUUGAGAAAUGUAGAGUACCAAGAAUCAAAUAAAGAUUCUGAAAGGAGUGAAAACAUAUUUGCAGAUAACUUGGACUUGGAAGAGGUGGCCAUGUCAACAGAGCACAUGGCUCAGAGAGAUAUGGUGGCAGAUAUUCUUAAACAUUUUGGCCAACCUUCUGCUCUGGAUGAUGCUAAUGUCACCUACGUGGAAAGAAAACAGCAGGGUGCUGAUGGAUCUGUGAAAACAGAAAUUUUAGUGCAAUCUAGGUCAGUUGGUGAAGUGAAUUUUUGUGAUGAAGCUGACCUUGUAGAUAUGUGGAGCAAGUCCAGUGAAUCAAAUCAAGAUAGUACAACUGCAGCAGAAGAGAAUUUAUUAGAAGAGCUACACAGCAGAAAUGUAACGAAAACUGUAUUGGGAGAUGUGAAAGGUGCAGAAUCAGAAGAAUGGAUUGGGAAUGUCAUUCAAGCUGGUUUGAAGGGGAGACCAGGAUUGAAAGUUAAUAUUGAAAUAAUUGAGGAAUCCAUAGGGAGCUUUGGAUUUGAGAGACCUGAGUUUUCUACUCCAUUUCAAGUAGAAGAAGCCGAUGAUUAUUAUGCAGGAGCAAAAUUAGGGGAGAGUAAUGAAGAAGAGCCUCAUGUAUCUGUUAAUGCAGAUAAUCUGCAGAGUAAAAAACAAAGUAGUGAAAAAACAGGUCAUGUUGUAGAAGUAACUGAGGGGGAAGAUACAGGUGAUGAGACAAAUUACUUUGUAUCAGUACCAGAUGACUACCACUUUAAUGAGGAUGACGAGGAAGAGACUUUAAAAGGGCAAAUUCACAUAGAGGACGAAUCUCAUGUUAAAUAUUCUUGGCAAGAUGAGUUUUUGCAAGGCUCCCAGAAUCGUCAAUCAUUAAGUGAAUUUUUAAAAUCUGCUAGCAGCAACAAGGAAGUCACAGCAAAUAAUAGUACUACUGAAGGCAGUAGCACACACAAAGUGGAAGGAUUACAACCAAAAGAUGUAGAAUCACAUGUUGAGACUGUUGUGGUUGAAAAAGAAAUUAAAGUUCCUUAUGGAUUUCAGUCAUCAAUUGUGGACAUUUUAUCUAAAGACAUAAAAGAUCCCCAACAGCAGUUGAAAGGAACCCUUGAGUGUUUGAAAGACAGCCUCCCACAAGACCUUAUUGAAGAAUUGUCGACUAUAGCUCAGAAAGAGCCAUGUCAAGCCAGUAAUUUUGCCAUGGAUAUUAAAAAAGUUGACCAAACUGUGGAUAGUGGUAUGGUAACAAUUGUGGCAGAAAUCAAUGUAUCUCAAACCUUAGACACAGAAAAUGUGGAUGCCCUAAAGUUAGGUAAGGGAAUAACACAAGAUGAUAGUGCUUUACUACACUCUACAGUAGAAACCACAGAAACAAUUACUACUUUACCGGACGACACACAAAACCCGAAACUGGAAAGUAACUAUGAGUCAUAUGACUCCACUAACUUUGGAGGAAAAAAUGCUGCAGAGAAUUAUUCUUCAGAACAAAUAACUAAGAAAGGAUCAGAGACUACAAACAUCCACAUCAGUCCUAAAAGGGAACUCUCUGAAACUUCAAGUGAUGUCAGCAGAUUCAUAAAACAUAUUCAAUUGGAAAGUUUUGAGAACAUCGCUCUAAAGGAAUCUACUUCUGAGAAUAAAGAACACAGUUUUGCUGACGAGCUGUGCCAAAAUGAUGCUAACAGAUCGUUCCACCAUAUUAAACUAGGACCGAGAGAAAUUUACUCUACUGAACAAAUUAUUUUUGAGGGUCCCAUCUCUGAAUGUCCUGUCUCUGAAACAAUUAAGCUAGACAUUUCAACAGAUCAGAACAGAUCUAUUCGACAUAUAAAGAUAAGUCCCACAGAAAGGUAUCCUACAGAGCAGAUCAUUUUUGAAGGUCCAAUCUUUAAAACAGUUGGAGGUGGUGCAGAAGGUAACUUGUCUCAGUAUAAAGAUGAUAUAAAACUGGGCUCUCAAGAUAGUCAGUUAUGUUUUAAGGGAUUGCAAGCUUAUGAAGAGGAGAAUUGGUCUCAAAGUAGUUCUCAAACAGAGGAUGUUACACAUGGAACAAAAACUGUUACACAUAUUAAACUCAAACCUGGGGAAACCCAACUGACCAAAGAAUUUAUAAUUCAGGGUUCCAUACCUAACGUUCAUGAGAUAAGCAAAGAAAAUGCCCCAGAUACAAAUAUAUCAGAGGAAAAUACCAGACCUAUUGAGCAUAAAAUUGGCUCCCAGGUAAUCCAUAUUGCAAAACAAACAAAAUAUCAGGGUUUUGUGUCUGAACCAUUUCAAAUGGGAGAGGAAGGGAAUCUGAAUAAGCCUGAAGAACAACCAAAUUCUAACACAAGUGUGCAUCACAUUAAAGUGAGUCCAAACAGAGAGCAAAUUAUAUUUGAAGGACCCAUAUCUACAAACUUACACAUUGGUGACCAAAAGGAGAACUCAUAUAUUGAGGAAACAAGUGAUAGUAAUAGAUCGAUUAGGCAUAUCAGAGUAGGUACAAAAGAAAUUUACUCCUCUGAACAUAUAUUUGAAGAACCAGUUUCUGAUGCAUAUGAUUCUUCAGAUAUUUUAGUUUCAUCUCCGUCUGGAUAUUCCACUGAAAGUGAGAGAUCCAUAAAGCAUAUUAGACUGGGACCAACAGAAAAAUCGUUCACUUUUCAGAUGGAUAUAACAAAAUUUGCCACAAAGUAUCAAAGUGACGCAGGAACCCAGGAAAGUGUAAUGGUAUCUAAGUCUACAAAUUUUGAAGGGCACCCAAAGAAAAUUAAGUCUCACAGUGUAUCAGCGGAUGAAAUGGAGGUGGCUGAAAGUGGUUAUGGUGAAGAAGACGUUGCUGCUGGCUCCCAGUAUCCUUAUAAAACUGAAAUCCAGUCAUAUGGUCAGCAAAUCAUUGAUACAUCUGAGUUUGAUAAAACAGUACAAUUGCAGAGACUAGAUGACCAGAGGUCUGUUGUUUCAGAUGAAAAGAAGACAGCCAUUGUUUAUCUCGAUGAGGAUGAGGAACCAGAUCAAGAUUACUUACGGCGUUCAUUUUAAGACUGCAGUUAUGUGUGUGUGGGG
Messenger RNA from Bombina bombina (fire-bellied toad), 5193 nucleotides. It is a transcript of the gene SYNM, whose product is annotated as synemin. Bases 175 to 5169 code for a protein of 1664 amino acids. The transcript has 4 exons. Gene Ontology annotation, cellular component: neurofilament cytoskeleton; sarcolemma; costamere. The record is from RefSeq and is a predicted model, not a curated record. Gene Ontology annotation, molecular function: vinculin binding; structural constituent of muscle; structural constituent of cytoskeleton. Gene Ontology annotation, biological process: fast-twitch skeletal muscle fiber contraction; intermediate filament cytoskeleton organization. NCBI's taxonomy places the organism in Eukaryota, Metazoa, Chordata, Amphibia, Anura, Bombinatoridae.